Molecule: messenger RNA, 153 nt
Organism: Aspergillus neoniger CBS 115656
Lineage: Eukaryota; Fungi; Ascomycota; Eurotiomycetes; Eurotiales; Aspergillaceae
Product: NADH dehydrogenase [ubiquinone] 1 alpha subcomplex subunit 1
Exons: 3
Coding region: 1-153 (50 amino acids)
Source: RefSeq, a predicted model, not a curated record
AUGGGUGUUCCCUUUGAGGCUCUUCUUCCCUUUGGUAUCAUCAUCGGAUCGUUCACUGUCGGCGGUGCCGGCUUGUGGGCGGUUCGGAAAUGGGACAACGAGGGCAAGAUGCCGCGGUGGAACAAGGACAAGUGGGAUAGACAAAGUAUGUGA